AUAUGCCGUGAUGCCUUCUGCUGCUUCUGCCUUCGCUCCUCAGACAUGGCCGCUGUGACGAAAGUUCGGCUCGGUGGUUUCUCCCAAAAACUAUUGAAAUCGUUUGUAACGAAACCCCCUUUGUUCAGAAACCAUCCGAAACUAUGUUUUCACCAUUCCGCCAUCCUUCAGGUGGCAGGGCAGGAGAUCAAGAUGCCUUCCCUGUCGCCCACCAUGACAGAGGGCACGAUCGUCAAGUGGUUGAAGAAGGAGGGUGAUGCUGUCGCACCAGGAGAUGUCCUGUGUGAAAUUCAGACCGACAAAGCCGUCAUGUCCUUUGAGGUGGAGGAGGAAGGGAUUCUUGCUAAGAUUCUUCUGCCAGAUGACUCAAAGGACGUGAAAGUCGGUUCUCUCAUUGCGCUGAUGGUAUCAGAGGGAGAGGACUGGCAAAGCGUAGAGCUGCCUUCAGGUGGAGGGACAGCCCCUGCUACCCCUUCAGCUCCAGCAGCUAGCAGCCCAGCUGCACCUUCUGUACCAGCUGGCGGAAGUGUCCCAGGUACUGCCAUCAACAUGCCCUCCUUGUCUCCAACCAUGACUGAGGGUACAAUUGUAAAGUGGCUCAAGAAAGAAGGUGACGCAGUGGCUCCUGGUGAUGUUCUUUGUGAAAUCCAGACCGACAAGGCUGUCAUGUCAUUUGAGGUGGAAGAGGAGGGUAUUUUGGCAAAAAUUCUUAUGCCUGAUGAUAGUAAUGUCAAAGUAGGGACUUUAAUUGCUGUGAUGGUGGGGGAAGGAGAGGAUUGGAAAGAUGUUGCAAUUCCCUCUGGUGGAGCAGCGCCUGCAGCUGCAGCAGCCCCGACUCCCUCCGCAGGCCCCAAAGCCUCGUCAACUCCAGCCGGUGUCCAUGCCCACUCAGACUUGAAAAUGGGACCUGCAGUACGCACCUUAUUAGAAGCUUAUCAAAUGAGUCCUACCGAAGUGCCCGGUACGGGACCUCAUGGCCUCCUCACUAAGGGGGAUGUCCUCCAAGUUAUCAAGCAGAAAGGUCUAACAGCAAAGGCUCCAAAGCCAGUUCCUCCUCCUGCAAGUGCUAAAUCACCCUCGGGGCCUGCAACUCAGGCUGCAAAAUCCUCUGCUAAAGCAGCAAGCCUGAAGCCUACUGAAGGUUUCACAGACAUUGAAUUGACUAGUAUGAGGAAGACCAUUGCAAAACGGUUAACUGAAUCCAAGACGCAAAUUCCUCAUUCAUACGGACUUGUUGAGUGCCAGGUUGAUAAAGUAAUAGCAUUGAGGAAGCAACUUAAGUCUGAAAAUAUUAAUGUGUCUAUAAAUGAUUUUGUAAUUAAGGCUGUGGCUGUAGCUCUUCAGCAAGUCCCUGAAAUCAAUGCCCUUUUCUCCAAUGACAAGCUUUCAGUUUCCAAUGUUGUUGAUAUAUCAGUGGCUGUGGCAACACCUAAUGGUCUGAUAACUCCUAUCAUUAAGGAUGCUGAUCGCCUAGGACUUGUUCAAAUAUCUCAGAAAAUGAAAGAGCUAGCAGGCAAAGCAAAAGAAGGCAAACUCCAACCCCAAGAGUUCAUGGGUGGUACAUUUACAAUCUCCAACUUAGGGAUGUUCGGAAUAAGUGAAUUCAGUGCUAUAAUUAAUCCACCACAAGUCGCUAUCCUGGCUGUUGGUGGUGGUCGUCCAGAACUUGAUGAAGAAGGCAAGCUACGAACCAUGAUGACAGGAACACUUUCAUAUGAUCGACGGGCUGUCGAUGAAGUGCAAGUAGCAAACUUCCUCGAGGUUAUUAAGAGGAAUUUGGAAAACCCCAAUAUGAUGAUUGUUGGAGGCAUGCCUGCAAGUGAAGACGCAGAAGAACGACAGGCAUUGGGCUUGUAACUUUUGACUCCAGCUGCUGGGCAAAGAUAAAUUACUGCUCUUUGCAUUGGUGGGUUUAGCCAUCUUCCAACUGGAUUUAAUGCAUGUGGACUGUUCUGAAUAGUUCACAGAUUACCUUAGUCCACUUAUUGUUCAAAUUCUUGAUGAGGCUACUUAAGUACAAAGUAUACAGCCAGAUGUUCAUAGAAUUUCUAUUUAUAUUGUGGUUUGAGAAGUACACUUCCUGAGUAAAUGUCGAGAGUACAUAAUUUGAUUACAGGAGUGCUCCUAAUGUAAUCCUCUCAUUUUUCAAGUUGUUUUACCUUUGGGUACUCGUCACUGCCAAAGUUGGGAAUGUUCUGAAAGUACCUUGCAAAAAACAAGCCAGGAGGUCACAAGACAAUAGUUAGUGGGUUGGGUUUGCUGGAUUGAAUAUUUUUAGAUUUUAUUUUCUUGCAAAAGAACAAUUGUUAAUGAUAUUUACUGUUAUACUCAUCUGUUAGAAUUUUUUGGGUUCCUUUUGAGAAAUUUUAUUUUUUAUGUUGUGUCAAGCAACGGUAAUUUUCCCAGUGUAUGAAUGGCUAGUUUAUGCUUUUUUUAUGUUUCAAAGAUACAUUGUCAUUGCUUGAACUUGUGGUAACUUGUGGUACCUACAUGAAAGCCAUGAAUUUUAGAAUGAUUAUUCACCAAUUUUCAAACUUGUGUUUGUAAGUUGAUUAAGCGUAAUAUCUAGUCAAUAAACUUGUUUUGAUGGAAUGGAAA
Messenger RNA from Frankliniella occidentalis (western flower thrips), 2598 nucleotides. Its product is annotated as pyruvate dehydrogenase protein X component. Gene Ontology annotation, molecular function: acyltransferase activity. Gene Ontology annotation, biological process: pyruvate decarboxylation to acetyl-CoA. Lineage: Eukaryota; Metazoa; Arthropoda; Insecta; Thysanoptera; Thripidae. The coding region runs from base 46 to 1857 and encodes 603 amino acids. The record is from RefSeq and is a predicted model, not a curated record. Gene Ontology annotation, cellular component: pyruvate dehydrogenase complex; mitochondrion. The transcript is spliced from 11 exons.